Messenger RNA from Caenorhabditis briggsae, 1158 nucleotides. Gene Ontology annotation, biological process: maturation of 5.8S rRNA; maturation of LSU-rRNA. Gene Ontology annotation, molecular function: rRNA primary transcript binding. Lineage: Eukaryota; Metazoa; Nematoda; Chromadorea; Rhabditida; Rhabditidae. The transcript has 6 exons. Gene Ontology annotation, cellular component: nucleolus; preribosome, large subunit precursor. The coding region runs from base 1 to 1158 and encodes 385 amino acids. The record is from RefSeq and is a predicted model, not a curated record.
AUGGCUCCGAAGAUGAAGAAAUCGAAGAAGUCAAAGAAGGAAGAGUCGAUGAUUAAUUUCGUUGAAGAAGAAGUGACUGGUGAUGUCGAUGAAGGCGAUUUUGAAGAAGAACCUGAAGAUGUUGUGGAAUCUUCAGAUGAAGAUGAACCUCCAAAGAAAAAGAAGAAAGUGAUAAAAAAGGAAGUCAAGCAAGAACUCGAGUUAACAGAUGAGAAACUCCAGGAAUUGCUCGAAAAAUAUGAAGCAUCGAAAUCAGCAGCUACCAAAACUAAGGAUGAUUUCAAACAUCUUCCAAAAAGCCAACGUGGAAAAGCGCUUAAAAAAGCUUUGCGGAAAGACAAAAGAGCUCGUCAGGAAGAGCGAUCCAAAAUCAGAGACGAACUGGGAGAGAGUGCACCACAAAAAGAAGUUCCAAAAACAAUUGAAAGCAUGAGAGAGUACGAUGCUACGAUGGUUGACGAACAAGACGAUGAAGUGGAGCAUGAUGAAGCUAACGACGAGUUUGCUCCGUAUUUCAACAGAGAAACGACUCCGAAGGUGAUGAUUACGAUGACACCAAAAGCUAAGAUUACAACCUUCAAAUUCUGCUUCGAGCUUCAAAAAUGUAUUCCCAACUCGGAGAUUUUCACAAGAAAAAAUGUCUUGCUAAAAACAAUCAUCGAGCAAGCAAAAGAAAGAGAAUUUACCGACCUGCUAGUUGUUCAUGAAGACAGAAAGAAACCAAAUGGUAUCAUCUUCUGUCACUUACCAGAAGGUCCAACAGCUUACUUCAAGAUCAAUAGUUUGACAUUUACACAAGACUUGAAGAAAUUCGGAGAAUCAACUGCUCAUUUCCCAGAAGUAAUCCUUAACAAUUUCAACACCCGUCUUGGACACAACAUUGCCCGAAUGCUUGCUUGUCUCUUCCCACACGAUCCAAAGUUCACUGGACGCCGAGUCGUCACAUUCCACAAUCAAAGAGAUUACAUCUUUUUCAGACAUCACAGAUACGAAUUCAAGAAGGAAGGAACGAAAGCGGCACUCUUGGAACUGGGACCACGAUUUACAUUGAGAUUGAAAUGGUUGCAGAAAGGAACAUUCGAUGCCAAAUGGGGAGAAUUCGAAUGGGUUCUCAAGAGACACGAAAUGGAAACCAGUCGUCGUCGCUUCUUCCUAUAA